Messenger RNA from Cordyceps fumosorosea ARSEF 2679, 543 nucleotides. Its product is annotated as Tautomerase. The coding region runs from base 1 to 543 and encodes 180 amino acids. The transcript has a single exon. NCBI's taxonomy places the organism in Eukaryota, Fungi, Ascomycota, Sordariomycetes, Hypocreales, Cordycipitaceae. The record is from RefSeq and is a predicted model, not a curated record.
AUGCCCUACUACGAAGUCAGCCACUCCUACCCCCUAACCGGUGCCCAGAAGCAAGAUCUGGCCCGCGCCCUCACCCACAGCCACAUCAAGGCCUUCAACACGCCGUCCAUGUUCGUCAACGUGCGCUUCAUCAAGGAGGACCCCUCGCAGGAGAACAUCUUCGUCGGCGGCGAGCUCGAGAACAAGACGUACAACGGCAUCGUCGGGUACGUGCGCACCUCUGCGGCGCGGACCAAGGCCGACUUUGACCGGCUCGCCGCGGAGUUUGAGGAGGCGUGGUACGCCGUCGUCGGCAGCGGGACGGCCGACAAGGGCAAGCACCCGUACCUGACGCAGGAUGCCGAGGUCAGGCUGCACGUCAUCGGGCUGCUGCCGAUCGUGACGGCGCGCGAGGCCGGCUUCGACAUCCCCGUGGCGGGCGAGGAGGCGCCGUGGGUGCGCGAGAAGCUCCCGGCGUUCAAGGAGCUGGCCGAGGACGGACACCCGGGGUUUGUGAAGCUGCUGUCCGAGGUCAAGGCGGUGACGGGCGGUGCAAGCGUUUGA